CAUUGUGGACCGGUGUAUGCAAUCAUUCCUAUUAUUGCUGAGUUUGAAAUAGCAGAACUACUGAAUUGCCUUGAUAUUCCAAAGUCGAAAUUAAAGCAUUACCAUUAUGCCUCAAGACAUUCUUAG
Molecule: messenger RNA, 126 nt
Organism: Racocetra persica
Lineage: Eukaryota; Fungi; Glomeromycota; Glomeromycetes; Diversisporales; Gigasporaceae
Source: the annotation of a GenBank genome assembly